CCGAGGGUGGAUGAUUGUGCAUCCGAGUCUCGCUCAGAUUCGUUUGACCCCACAAACCUAUUCAAGGCAGUGCCUUGUUAUUGGUAAAGCCUUUUUAUGCAUUGGUAUGCAAUCUUUGUUGGCUUCAGUUAUCCCACCGCUGCCGUUGUUUGAGUUAGCCUCUCUGCAGUAGUUUUGAGGGUCACAUCUUGGGCAUGUAAAUCAUCGCCGCCUACCACAUGCGUGUUUUAUUCAAAUUCACUCUUAUUUUGAGAACCGUUCGUGUUUGAGGAGUCUGGCUGGGAGCUUAACUGUUUAAACUUGACGUUUGGAAAUUGAAUUGGUCGCGGGUAUUUGUGUGAGUGUGAGGUGAACAAAUCUUCAAACGUAUAUACACGCAUGCCUUGCGGUUUUUAGAUGAGGGGAUAAUGAGGACUUGAGACCAGACAGCAAAUCAAUUUUCAACAGUUUCUUGCAGAUGUAACCUUUGGUUUCGGAGUGUGGGAUCUUAACCCCUUCAUGAUUUCCUUACUUACUCUAUGGUGCUAGGAGAAGGGCCACUCGGAACAAGAUGCCCAUUUUGUGCCCCGGUGCGGGAUCUCUUUGGAAACUUGGAAAACACACUCGUCAUGGAGGCCAACGGUCAAAGUCUCGUCAUUCAUCUGGUUCCCGCCCUGUCAAGGCGAAAGGUACGCUGGCGCACACCUUCACUCAAAAACAGGUAGAUACCGGCCCUCCCAUGUCCCCUGGCAGUGCAGGAGGCGUGUAUCUCGGGCCGGAAAAGAAAGAAAGGAUUUCGUCCACCACCACUACCACAACGCCAAAGAUUUCCUCUGCCCAAGAUAAGAAACUCGCUGAAAUUCGCUCUCCCACCGACUACUAUACCGAUGGGAAUGUCGUCAUCGGCCAGGAUGUUACCAAAGACGGAGAAGAUACCAAUCACUCGACAGAAGAUGUCGACAUCCUCCAUCCAAUGAGAGCGGAAAAGAGUUAUAAUGACACUCUAAAUCCUGAUGGAACGCUCGCAUCUAUCGUAUUCUUCGAGGAGACUUUCAUGAGUGCCAAGUUCUCUCACCUCACCACCAGUUCCCCGGGAGGAAAGUCAGCAAACAGGUCAAGGGUACUCGACACUACGACGGCAUUACACGACUGGUCAGGGUUACAAAAUAAGAGAAGUAAAGAAGUCACUGGUGUUAUUCCGUCAUGGGUGAGGCAAAGGAGAUGUCUUCCAACACUUGAUGAAGUAGACUUUGAUCAGAUUGACAUCAUCAGCCUACACAGUCUCCCGACGAAUGAAAGUCCGCCACAGCCAUUCUCACCUAACCGUUCGAAUGACAUGCGUCUUCAAAAUGUCGAUGACAAAAACGAAGAGAAUGUUAGUAAGAACGUGAAUUAUAAAGUCGGUGUGACUCAACAUCAAUCACAUGUCAAACAUAGAUUCACAGACGAGCACACGUCAAAGGAUCAGAGAUCCGUGCUUGGUGACCUUACGAACAUUGAUAGUUCUCCUGCAAAGAAACCUUCGUCUAAAAUGCCCAAUCAUAGCGCAUUCUACAAGAUACCAAAGCGCGCAUCUGCACGAGAGAGACGCUCCCGACGAAGUCGUCGAAUAUCGAACAGCCGUAAAACGAAACCUAAUUCCUCUUCACGGGAAAGUCUGGUAAAUGCACUGGACAAACCAAACGAACAUACCUAUGUGAAUCUAGAAUACAUUGCUGGUAUAAUGACGAAUAGUCCUCCAAAAGAUGGGUCAAAGAAGAUGAAUGAAAGCAUUCACGAUUACGAAAGUAUUUGGUCAAAUUCACCUACUAAAUCCACGGCUGAACAAAGAAGAAUGAGGAGUAUGUCAGAAGGUGGUAGUCGUCCAGGAAUGUCUUCAGUCACUACCAGUGGCGCCAAGCAAAGUGAUAUAAUUCAUCAAGACGGACGAAGGUUAGACGGACAGAAAACAGUUUCCAAGCUGUCUUCAAAACCCGACCUCUUUGCUGAUUUGCCCCAAGUGAGUCAAUCUCCUCGGAUGACGCCUCGCUCAACUCGUGAUAAACAAAAUGUCCAAGGUAUUCUGAAAAGCUAUAUGUUGGGAAUAAAAGAAACUGUUGAAAGAGAUGCUGUUCAUGAGAAAGAAACCAGGUCAAGUACAUCCUCGUGGGAAAGCGCUACCAAUAGUCAUUCGACCGAGGGUGAAGAGUGUGCCGCCAUUUUGUCGAGAGGUGCUCAAAUCAAUCCCUCCCAUCAACACCCGACAUCAAGAACUAUUAAACAGAGCAAACCGGUUGAGAGGCAAGGUGGUAGUUCCAACGAUUCCUUAGGCAGGAACGCUGGUGUUCGAAAUAUCAAGCGUCAGAAUCGAAACGAGGGAAUUUAUUACGUUACUGAAGACUCGGAACGGAGAUUGGUAGAAUCUCCCUCUUUUGCAGACAAUGCAGUCAGAAAAGCUCGAAUUGUGAGGACAAGCAGCACAGAGGAAAGUUCAAGGGAAGUACCGGAUGUUCCAUCAAUGCCGAAGACUCAAAGGAAGGACGUGGACUUUAAGUCGAAGAAGUCAUCUCAUAUAGAUUACAGACGUUCCCUGCCAGCCCCAUCAGCAGUGGCUAGUCGGAGUCCCCCAAAGACACCACAACGUCGCUCCACUACGAAUGUUCGCGCGGUCGAGACUAAGCUUUCCCAGAAGCAGAAUCGUAAGAUCCGCCGAUCAGUAGAAGAAGAUGAUAUCUUGGAGGCGAUGUUGGUGCAAGAUCAAUGUGAGUCGCCGGCAAAGACAAAUAGCAUGGUAAAGGCAAAGGAUAAGAGUUCUGAGUCUGGGAAAACUUUACCUGGUGACCCGUGUGUCAAGGAUGAGAUGAGCCGUGUUCAAAAGAUCAUUGAGGACUGGAAUAAAAACUCGAAGAGCAUUGCCCAAAGACACGGAUCAACCCACUAUGCAGGCGGUCACAUUCACACAACUGCGAAUGGCCCUCGAGAGCAGAAGAUCUCUCAACAGCCUGUAUCUUGGAAUAAAGAACAAGUUGGCAACGCCGGAGUGAAGUGGAUCAAAGGAGCCAGGAGGGCUGAACAUGACAUCCAGGCCGGAAGCUUCCCCCAGAAUGACCCCAGAGCAUUGCGAACUGAAGUGAAUAAAAGUUCGGUUCGGCGAAUCCCAACCGGGUAUCCAUCGCUUCCCAGGCCACACGGCCACAGAAUGACGUCACCUAGUGUCACAGAAGUAUACGUCACCACGCAGGCUUAUACUCCAGGCGAAGUGGACGAAGUUGAAGCACAGCGUGGGGAGAUUGUCGUUGUAAACUCGGCUAUGCAGCGGGAAAACGACUGGAUGUGGGUGUACGUUCCACGCACUGAUCAAUUCGGUUACCUGCCUGCAUUUUCCGCUCGCCCUCUGGAGUUUCAAGUCAACGAGGUUUGAAGUCGGAACAUGAUAACAUACAAAUUGAAACUCCGAUAACCCUUAAAUUAUUUUGGGGAAACUCUCCUUUCGAAAACAGUAAAAGGUGGAAUGCAUGACGUUUCUAUAGCAACGGGAAAUUUCCCAACAUAACUUUUCUCAUCUCUUUCUUGCCUUGUCUGUGAAUUAUGUUAUGAAAUUCAAAUUAACUUUCAGAACUAUAAAUAUUUGGUAAAAUGGUUUAUUGUUAAUUCAUUUUUUUCUUCAGAAUGUUCAAUUACUUUUUUGUCAAGGGUAAUAUGAGCAUUGAACAUAUUAUUUAUAAAAAUAUAGAAGCCUUUACUCCUCUUUUAUAUAUUUUUUCUCUCAAUGAAAGUUGUGAAAUUUCUUAAACUAAAAUGUGGUUCACUCUACCUGAAGAAUUAGAGAAACAAAAGUAAAAUAAACCAAUUAUUCGCAAGCUAUUACUAUAUUAAUCUGAUGCUUAUGAUUAUCUAUGCAACUCAACUAGUAUUGUAGUGUGUAUUUCAAAAGCGUUUUAUUUUUCUACUUACUAUGCAAAAUAAAUAUUUCUUUGAAAAUUGUUUUUCAUAACCAAAUCAAUGAUAGAAUAGUAUAUUGAGUGAAGGGUCUAACGUAAAUCAACAUCUGUUAGAUAGGUUACAUAGGUAUGAUGACAAAAAUAAUUUAUCAAUUUAUUCUGAUCCUGUAGGAUGCUCUGUAUCUGCAUAAAUUACCAAAUGCUUAAUUUCGCCACCAUUUUGAAUUGCAAUCGUCAAAAUAUAUCUUCUUAAUGAUCCACAUGUUCAUCAGUAAGACAAUGAUUUCUCAUGUGUAUCGUUACUGUACACCACUCGGGCAAACAGUAAGCAUUAAUACAGUAAUAGGAAUGGUCGUUAUUCAAUUGACCUAAGAGUCGAAAUUUAUAUCCAAAUGAAUUACAUUAUUGCAAUACCAUAAGUCAGUGCCGAUCGUUGCUCUGUAUACAUAAAUUACCAAAUGCUGAAUUUCGCCACCAUUAUGAAUUGCAAUCGUCAAAAUAUAUCUUUUUAAUGAUCCACAUGUUCAUCAGUAAGACAGUGAUUUCUCAUGUGUAUCGUUACUGUCAGCACUCGGGCAAACAGUAAGCAUUAAAACAGUAAUAGGAAUGGUCGUUAUUCAAUUGACCGAAGAGUCGAAAUUUAUAUCCAAAUGAAUUACAAUAUUGCAAUACCAUGAGUCAAUGUCGAUCGUUUUCAACUUAGGGAUUUUUUUUUACAUAAAGCCCGUCUCACACGCUUUGCGAUCCGGUGCGACGCGAUUUUUCAAGAAAUCGCAUUUUGCAUUGAAUAUGAAAGUUCCAAGAAGUAAAAUUAUUUUAUUUAAAGUUUGGCAUACUGUUAUGUAAACUAAAAUCGUAUUUUUACUUUGCGGCAAGCCCUAUGGUCGGAAUAAAGUCCAAAUCGGCUUCAAGUCGCAGCCGAUGAUGACGUCAUUACGAUUUGAAAUUGACUUUGUUUUUAUUCAUUCAGGGAGGGUCUAAAUGCCUGAAUUUCGAUUUCAGUACUAGAGUCAGAAACUAUGCGGUCAGCUCGAAGAAAUAUCAUAAUGAUAAUCAUACUGCGCUUUUAUAAGAAGCGAUUUUGAAAACUCGCCGGCGCACCCCAAUGUCACUCUGGAAACACAAUCAUAUCAAAAGUGCAACUGCGCACUUUUCUGGUUGUGGAGUACCUUUGUACGUGCACCUUUCAGAUUAGAAAGGUGCAAAUAUGCACCAUUAAAGAAGCAACCAUUAUGGUUUGCUAAAGGUACGAAGUUAAUUGUUAUUCUUCAGGUGUGUAGCGGUUACCUUCCUUUUCAUAACUCGUGAUGAGAAAUCAUGAACGUGAGAUCAUGGUGUCAUCGCAUUGAUAAUUAUAACAUCAGAACUUUCUAAUUCAUUUGAGAUAUACCCCUUUAUCUUGAUAUCCAAUUUCCCAGUAUUUCAAGAAAACUUUCGUUAAAAAAUUAUUAUUUGUUUUGACUUCGUAUCAACUUUCUAAUCUACGAUACCACUGUCGAAACAAUUUGUUGGAACAUGAAUUUCUUUUCAAGCCAAUGAGUUUCUUUUAAUGUAGAUUAUCGCUUUAUGUAAAUAUAUCUUGUAAGAUGUCAUAAUUCAUGUAUCAUACUAUAUUUUUGUAUAUCGAAUCAUAUUUUAUUGGAACAUUAUUAUCAUUAUUAUCAAAGCUGGGAAUUCGAGCUAGAAAUGUUUUUUUGGCGAGUACUAGAAUAUUAACUCAACACGCCAUAGCACAAACAUAUUUUUUUGAAGUGGUGUAUUUUGUA
Lytechinus variegatus (green sea urchin) is the source of this 5665-nucleotide messenger RNA. RefSeq lists its product as uncharacterized. The transcript has 6 exons. The coding region runs from base 551 to 3379 and encodes 942 amino acids. The record is from RefSeq and is a predicted model, not a curated record. Gene Ontology annotation, molecular function: protein binding. Lineage: Eukaryota; Metazoa; Echinodermata; Echinoidea; Temnopleuroida; Toxopneustidae.